AGAAAAAAGAUGCAAAGACGCUGCUGCGGCUGCAAAGGGACCACCUGGCCGAAGGAAGCCGCCGCCGCUGCCGCCGCUGCCGCCGCUCGGAGGCAAAGCCGGGGAUGUGGGGCAUGCCAGCGCCCGGACUUGUGCACCUGGGGCAAGAUCAUGGGAAUUAAAAGUGGAUUUAUCUUGGGGAAUCUCGUCUUCUUCUGGAUGGUCUCCUGCGUGAAAGGAUUUAUUUAUACAUGUGGUGGAACUUUAAAAGGACUUAAUGGUACAAUAGAAAGCCCUGGCUUCCCAUAUGGAUAUCCAAAUGGCGCAAACUGUACAUGGGUAAUAAUUGCAGAAGAAAGAAAUAGAAUACAGAUAGUAUUUCAGUCUUUUGCUCUAGAAGAAGAAUAUGAUUAUUUAUCAUUAUAUGAUGGACAUCCUCAUCCUACAAACUUCAGGACAAGGUUAACGGGUUUUCAUCUUCCUCCUCCUGUGACCAGUACAAAGUCUGUAUUUUCUCUACGACUGACCAGUGACUUUGCUGUGAGUGCUCAUGGAUUUAAAGUAUAUUAUGAAGAAUUACAGAGCAGUUCUUGUGGAAAUCCUGGAGUUCCACCCAAAGGCAUUUUGUAUGGUGCAAGGUUUGAUGUUGGUGACAAAAUCCGGUACAGCUGUGUGACGGGAUACAUCCUGGAUGGACACCCCCAACUCACUUGUAUAGCCAACUCAGUGAACACAGCAUCCUGGGAUUUUCCAGUUCCUAUCUGCAGAGCGGAGGAUGCAUGUGGAGGAACCAUGAGGGGAUCCAGUGGCAUCGUCUCUAGCCCCAAUUUUCCUAAUGAAUACCACAAUAAUGCAGACUGCACAUGGACCAUUGUGGCUGAGCCUGGAGACACCAUUUCACUCAUAUUUACAGAUUUUCAAAUGGAAGAGAAAUAUGAUUACUUGGAAAUAGAAGGUUCAGAACCACCCACAAUAUGGUUGUCUGGAAUGAAUAUACCUCCUCCAAUUAUCAGCAACAAAAACUGGCUCCGACUUCAUUUUGUAACAGACAGCAACCACCGAUAUCGUGGAUUUAGCGCUCCCUAUCAAGGUUCUUCUUCCACUUUGACCCAAACUGCCUCCACUGGUGAGUUAGAGGAGGAUAUUGCGGCCACUGCUGGUGAUUUUACUGUUGCUAGCACAUCUGCUGAUGUUACUGUAUCCAGUGUUACUGCUGUCACCAUCCCUAGAAUAUCCGAAGAACAGCAAGUGCAAGCUGUGAAUCUCAGAAAAUCUGAUCUGGAACUCACCACUUCCAAGGAGUCGCUCUCCCUUCAAUCAGCAAAUACCCAAAGUACAAGAAGACGGCCAAGAAAUGCUGAACAGAUAGAAAGAACUAAAGAGCUUGCAGUUGUUACUCAUAGAGUGAAAAAGGCCAUAGAUUUUAAAUCUAGAGGAUUUAAAUUGUUUCCAGGGAAAGACAACAGCAACAAGUUUUCUAUCUUAAAUGAAGGAGGUAUUAAACAGGCAUCCAAUAUGUGUCCUGAUCCUGGAGAACCUGAGAAUGGAAAACGGAUAGGCUCAGAUUUUAGCCUGGACUCAACAGUACAAUUUUCUUGUGAUGAAGACUAUGUACUACAAGGUGCAAAAAGUAUCACCUGUCAGAGAAUAGCAGAGGUUUUUGCUGCUUGGAGUGAUCAUAGACCAGUGUGUAAAGAAAAGACUUGUGGAUCUAAUCUUCAGGGACCCAGUGGAACCUUUACAUCACCAAAUUUCCCAUUCCAGUAUGACAGUAAUGCUCAGUGUGUUUGGGUCAUCACAGCAAUCAACCCAAAUAAGGUGAUUCAGAUUAAUUUUGAGGAAUUUGAUCUGGAGAUUGGCUAUGACACACUAACAAUUGGUGAUGGAGGAGAAGUGGGUGAUCCCAGAACGGUCCUUCAAGUGUUAACAGGAAGCUUCGUGCCAGAUUUAAUUGUCAGUAUGAACCAUCAGAUGUGGCUGCAUCUUCAAACAGAUGAAAGUGUGGGUUCUAUUGGCUUCAAAGUUAACUACAAAGAGAUUGAAAAAGAAAGCUGUGGGGAUCCUGGAACUCCAUUAUAUGGCAUUAGAGAAGGGGAUGGAUUUUCCAAUCGUGACAUGUUAAGGUUUGAGUGUCAGUUUGGGUUUGAACUGAUUGGAGAAAAAUCUAUUGUUUGUCAAGAGAACAACCAAUGGUCAGCAAACAUACCGAUUUGCAUUUUUCCUUGUCUUUCUAAUUUCACGGCACCAAUGGGGACUGUUCUUUCUCCGGAUUACCCUGAGGGAUAUGGAAAUAACUUGAACUGCAUCUGGACAAUCAUUUCAGACCCAGGAAGUCGCAUCCAUCUCUCCUUUAAUGACUUUGAUUUGGAGUCCCAGUUUGACUUCCUUGCAAUUAAAGAUGGUGACUCUCCAGACUCUCCAAUACUUGGCACUUUUACUGGAGCUGAAGUGCCCUCCCAUCUGACUAGUAACAGUCAUAUUUUACGUCUGGAAUUUCAGGCUGACCACUCGAUGUCAGGACGUGGAUUUAACAUCACAUAUAAUACCUUUGGACAUAAUGAGUGUCCUGAUCCUGGUAUACCAAUCAAUGCACGGCGCUUUGGUGACAACUUUCAACUGGGAAGUUCAAUCUCUGUCAUUUGUGAAGAAGGUUUUAUUAAAACUCAAGGAACUGAAACAAUCACUUGUGUAUUGAUGGAUGGGAAGGUUAUGUGGAGUGGACCAAUCCCUAAGUGUGGAGCUCCAUGUGGUGGGCAUUUUUCUUCUCCCAGUGGAGUCAUCCUUUCUCCAGGCUGGCCUGGGUAUUAUAAAGACUCCUUGAAUUGUGAGUGGGUGAUUGAAGCUGAACCAGGACACUCUAUCAAAAUUACGUUUGAAAGAUUCCAGACAGAACUCAAUUAUGAUGUUCUUGAAGUGCAUGAUGGACCCAACCUUUUGUCACCUCUUCUAGGAUCUUACAAUGGCACACAAGUCCCCCAGUUUUUGUUCAGUAGCAGCAAUUUCAUUUAUCUUCUCUUUACAACAGACAAUAGCCGCUCUAAUAAUGGAUUCAAGAUACACUAUGAAAGUGUAACAGUUAACACCUACUCUUGUUUGGAUCCUGGCAUACCAGUCCAUGGCCGUCGUUAUGGGCAUGACUUUUCCAUUGGGUCAACAGUAUCAUUUGGAUGUGACCCAGGCUAUAGACUGAGUCAUGAAGAGCCUCUGCUGUGUGAAAAGAAUCACUGGUGGAGCCACCCACUUCCUACUUGUGAUGCUUUGUGUGGAGGAGAUGUUAGAGGGCCAAGUGGAACUAUUUUAUCCCCGGGUUACCCUGAACUCUAUCCAAAUUCACUCAAUUGUACAUGGACUGUGGAUGUUACCCAUGGGAAAGGAGUGCAGUUCACCUUUCACACCUUUCAUUUGGAAGAUCAUCACGACUACUUACUAAUCACAGAGAAUGGCAGCUUCACUCGGCCACUGGCACGCCUGACUGGCUCAGAACUUCCGUCGGCAAUCAAUGCUGGUCUCUAUGGAAAUUUCAGGGCUCAGUUGCGCUUCAUUUCUGACUUCUCAAUAUCAUAUGAAGGAUUUAAUAUUACUUUCUCUGAAUACAACCUUGAACCCUGUGAAGAUCCUGGGACUCCGCAAUUUGGAAGCAGAAUAGGGUUUAACUUUGGAGUAGGAGACACUUUAACAUUCUCUUGUUCAUCUGGAUACCGUUUAGAAGGAGCAUCAGAGAUUAUCUGUCUUGGUGGUGGCCGACGUGUGUGGAGUGCACCUCUGCCCAGGUGUGUGGCUGAAUGUGGAGCAUCUGCUACAAAUAAUGAAGGAAUUUUGCUGUCCCCCAAUUACCCACUCAACUAUGAAAACAACCAUGAAUGUAUUUACAGCAUUCAAGUACAAGCAGGGAAGGGAAUCAAUAUAUCUGCCAGAACAUUUCAUUUAGCACAAGGAGAUAUUCUUAAGAUAUAUGAUGGAAGGGACAAUACAGCACACUUGCUGGGGGCAUUUACUGGAGCGUCACUGCGAGGGCUAACACUGAGCAGCACUUCAAAUCAUCUCUGGCUUGAAUUUAAUUCAGAUUCUGAAGGGACAGAUGAGGGUUUUCAACUUGUAUAUACUAGCUUCGAGCUUUCUCAUUGUGAGGAUCCAGGUGUGCCACAAUUUGGAUACAAGAUAAGUGAUCAGGGUCACUUUGCUGGCAGCACCAUCAUUUAUGGAUGCAAUCCAGGGUACACACUCCAUGGAAGUAGUCUGCUUAAGUGCAUGACAGGAGAAAGAAGGGCAUGGGACUAUCCACUGCCAUCUUGUAUCGCUGAAUGUGGAGGUCGUUUUAAAGGAGAAUCCUCUGGAAGAAUCUUAUCUCCAGGCUAUCCAUUUCCUUAUGACAAUAAUCUCCGUUGCAUGUGGAUGAUUGAAGUUGAUCCAGGAAAUAUUGUCAGCCUCCAGUUUCUUGCAUUCGAUACUGAAGCAUCGCACGAUAUACUCCGUGUUUGGGAUGGUCCACCUGAAAAUGACAUGUUGCUAAAAGAAAUUAGUGGUUCUCUUAUUCCAGAAGGCAUCCACAGCACUCUCAACAUAGUAACAAUCCAGUUUGACACAGACUUUUAUAUCAGCAAAUCAGGAUUUGCCAUUCAGUUUUCAAGCUCUGUAGCAACAGCUUGUCGUGAUCCUGGUGUCCCCAUGAAUGGAACCAGAAAUGGGGAUGGAAGAGAGCCUGGAGACACAGUCAUUUUUCAGUGUGACCCUGGUUAUGAAUUACAAGGAGAUGAGAGAAUAACCUGCAUUCAGGUAGAAAAUCGGUACUUCUGGCAGCCCAACCCACCAGUCUGUAUAGCACCUUGUGGAGGCAAUUUAACAGGCUCAUCAGGUUUUAUUCUUUCACCAAAUUUCCCUCAUCCUUAUCCCCAUAGCAGAGACUGUGACUGGACUAUCACUGUUAAUAACGACUAUGUAAUAUCAUUAGCAUUUAUCAGCUUCAGUAUAGAACCAAACUAUGACUUCCUCUACAUCUAUGAUGGGCCAGACAGCAACAGUCCUCUAAUUGGAAGCUUUCAAGACAGCAAGUUACCAGAAAGAAUAGAAAGCAGUUCAAACUCCAUGCAUCUGGCUUUUCGAAGUGAUGGAUCUGUUAGUUUUACUGGUUUCCACUUGGAAUAUAAAGCCAAACUCCGUGAGUCCUGCUUUGAUCCUGGUAAUAUAAUGAAUGGCACAAGACUUGGAAUGGAUUAUAAACUCGGAUCAACAGUCACAUAUUAUUGUGAUGCGGGUUAUGUUCUUCAAGGUUACUCUACGCUCACUUGUAUCAUGGGAGAUGAUGGGAGACCUGGAUGGAACAGAGCCUUACCCAGCUGCCAUGCCCCUUGUGGAAGUCGAUCAACAGGCUCUGAAGGCACAGUUUUAUCACCAAACUAUCCAAAAAACUACAGCAUAGGACACAACUGCAUUUACUCCAUUGCCGUCCCUAAAGAGUUUGUGGUAUUUGGCCAGUUUGUAUUUUUCCAGACAUCACUUCACGACGUGGUUGAGGUAUAUGAUGGCCCAACUCAACAGUCGUCUUUAUUAUCUUCUCUCUCAGGAUCACACUCAGGAGAAUCCCUUCCCUUGAGCUCAGGUAACCAGAUUACCAUUCGAUUUACUUCAGUCGGACCUGUAACAGCUAAAGGAUUUCACUUUGUAUAUCAAGCGGUUCCAAGGACAAGUGCAACACAGUGCAGUUCAGUGCCUGAACCAAGAUUUGGGAAAAGGAUUGGAAAUGAAUUUGCAGUUGGUUCACUGGUUUUUUUUGAAUGUAACCCAGGCUAUAUACUGUAUGGAUCAAUAGCAAUUAGAUGUGACACUGUGCCCAAUGCCCUGGCACAGUGGAAUGAUUCUCUUCCUACAUGUGUUGUGCCCUGUGGAGGAAUUUUAACUAAGCGCAAAGGUACCAUUUUGUCCCCUGGUUACCCUGAGCCGUAUGAUAACAACCUGAAUUGUGUAUGGAAGAUCACCGUGCCAGAAGGAGCUGGAAUCCAAGUACAAGUUAUAAGUUUUGCAACAGAGCAUAACUGGGACUCUUUGGAUUUUUAUGACGGUGCUGACAAUAAUGCUCCACGGCUUGGAAGCUAUUCAGGAACAACAAUACCUCCACUUCUCAACAGUACAUCCAACAAUUUAUACUUAAACUUUCAAUCGGAUAUUAGUGUGUCAGCUGCUGGAUUCCACCUGGAGUAUACAGCUAUAGGUUUGGACUCUUGCCCUGAACCACAGACCCCAAACAGUGGUAUUAAAAUAGGAGACAGGUACAUGGUUGGAGAUGUGAUUUCCUUCCAGUGUGAUCAGGGAUAUUCUCUUCAGGGACAUUCACAUAUCACCUGUAUGCCUGGACCUGUAAGAAGAUGGAAUUACCCUAUUCCUAUUUGUUUAGCACAGUGUGGUGGUUCUAUGUCAGACUUCAGUGGAGUGAUUCUGAGCCCAGGCUUUCCUGGAAAUUAUCCUAGUAGUUUGGACUGCACAUGGACAAUCAUGUUGCCAAUUGGUUUUGGUGUGCACUUGCAGUUUGCAAACUUUUCAACAGAGAUGAUCCAUGAUUAUUUGGAAGUCAGAAGUGGAUCAACAGAUACUAGUACUGUUAUCGGGAGACUUAGUGGCCCCCAGUUACCAGCUUCUCUUUUUAGUACAACCCACGAGACUAACUUAUAUUUUCAUAGUGACUAUUCUCAGAACAAACAGGGGUUUCAUAUUGUGUAUCAAGCAUAUCAGUUGCAGAGUUGUCCUGACCCACGUCCAUUCCGCAAUGGUUUUGUCAUUGGAACAGACUUUACUGUAGGACAAACCGUUUCAUUUGAAUGUUUCCCCGGAUACACUUUAAUUGGGAACUCGGCACUUACUUGCCUUCAUGGGAUCAGUCGGAAUUGGAAUCAUCCUCUACCAAGGUGUGAAGCUCUUUGUGGAGGAAAUAUAACUUCAAUGAAUGGCACUAUAUACUCUCCAGGCUACCCUGAUGAGUAUCCCAAUUUCCAGGACUGUUUUUGGCUUGUAAGAGUGCCACCAGGAAAUGGUAUCUAUAUCAAUUUCACUGUUCUUCAAACAGAGCCAAUAUACGAUUUCAUAACUGUCUGGGAUGGGCCUGACCAAAGUUCUCCACAGAUUGGACAGUUUAGUGGCAACACUGCAUUGGAGUCAGUCUACAGCACUUCAAACCAAAUACUCAUCAAGUUCCACAGUGACUUCACAACAAGUGGCUUCUUUGUGCUCAGUUAUCAUGCAUACCAACUUCGAGUGUGUCAGCCUCCACCUACUAUACCAAAUGCUGAAAUUCUGACUGAGGAUGAUGAAUUUGAAAUAGGGGACAUAAUAAGGUAUCAGUGUCUACCAGGGUUUACAUUAGUUGGUAAUGAGAUUCUGACAUGUAGACUGGGAGAAAGGCUACAGAUGGAUGGAGCACCGCCUGCUUGCCAAGUGCUUUGUCCAGCAAAUGAAUUGCGCCUAGAUUCAACAGGAGUAAUAUUGAGCCCUGGCUACCCAGAUAGCUACCCAAACCUCCAAAUGUGUGCAUGGACCAUUACUGUGGAAAAGGGCUAUAAUAUUAGUCUUUACUUUGAAUUCUUUCAAACAGAAAAGGAAUUUGAUAUACUUGAGGUGUUUGAUGGACCAAAUAGUCACAGUCCACUGCUAAUCUCCCUAAGUGGAGAUUAUUCUUCCUCUCUAAAUGUAACCAGCAGUGGCCAUGAAGUUUUCCUCCGAUGGUCAGCAGACCAUGGCACCAACAAAAAGGGCUUCAGGAUAAGAUAUAUAGCUCAUUACUGCAGUACUCCAGAGUCACCUCCUCAUGGGUUCAUUGUCAGUCAGACAGGCGGACAGCUCAACAGUGUGGUUCGCUGGGCUUGUGACCGAGGAUAUCGGCUCGUUGGGAAGAGUACUGCUGUUUGUAGGAAAUCUUCCAAUGGAUAUCAUGCAUGGGAUGUGCCUGUCCCGGCCUGUCAAGCUAUAUCCUGUGGAAUUCCAAAAGCACCAGCAAAUGGUGGGAUACUGACAACAGACUAUUUAGUAGGCACAAGAGUUACAUAUUUUUGCAAUGAUGGAUAUAGGCUAUCAUCCAAGGAACUUACAACUGCAGUCUGUCAGCCAGAUGGCACAUGGAGCAAUCACAACAAAACACCUCGUUGUGUAGUUGUUACAUGCCCAAGCAUCAAUUCAUUCACCUUGGAGCAUGGGAGAUGGCGAAUAGUGAAUGGUUCUCACUAUGAAUACAAAACAAAAGUUGUUUUCAAUUGUGAUCCUGGGUACCAUGGAUUGGGACCAGAAUCCAUUGAAUGCCUCGCCAAUGGAACAUGGAGUUGGAGAAAUGAGAGACCAUACUGCCAAAUCAUUUCAUGUGGAGAACUUCCUGUACCUCCAAAUGGGAAUAAGAUUGGAACUCAAAUCACAUAUGGAUCAACAGCAAUUUUUACUUGUGACUUGGGAUUCAUGCUGGUGGGCUCAGCUGUAAGGGAAUGUCUGUCAUCUGGACUAUGGAGUGGAACUGAAACAAGGUGUUUAGCUGGCCAUUGUGGCACUCCAGAUCUUAUAGUCAAUGGUCAAGUAAUUGGAGAAAAUUAUGGGUACAGAGACACUGUCGUAUACCAGUGCAAUCCUGGCUUUCGACUGAUUGGUUCAUCUGUACGAAUAUGCCAGCAAGAUCACAACUGGUCUGGUCAACUUCCAGCCUGUGUGCCUGUUAGCUGUGGUCAUCCUGGCAGUCCAAUUUAUGGACGAACGAGUGGGAACGGUUUCAAUUUCAAUGAUGUUGUGACAUUCUCUUGCAAUACCGGCUAUGUCAUGCAAGGACCAACAAAAGCCCAGUGUCAAGCAAACAGGCAGUGGAGCCACCCACCACCGAUAUGUAAAGUGGUCAACUGUACUGAUCCAGGAAUUCCUGCAAAUUCCAUAAGAGAAAGUAAAAUUGAGCAUGGAAAUUUUACCUAUGGCACUGUUGUGUUUUAUGACUGUAAUCCUGGAUAUUUUUUAUUUGGAUCGUCUGUUUUAGUCUGCCAGCCAAAUGGUCACUGGGAUAAACCUUUGCCAGAAUGCAUUAUGAUUGACUGUGGUCAUCCUGGCAUUCCUCCCAAUGCAAUCCUGUCUGGUGAAAAAUAUACAUUUGGUUCCACUGUUCGUUACUCCUGUACGGGAAGACGAUUGCUAAUAGGACAGGCAUCCCGGACAUGCCAGUUAAAUGGACACUGGAGCGGAUCUAUGCCUCAUUGCUCAGGUGAUAAUGCAGGAUCUUGUGGAGAUCCAGGAACCCCAGGCCAUGGUUCAAGAGAAGAAAACAAUUUUAGAAUUAAAAGUACUGUGCAAUUCUCUUGUGAGCUUGGUUACAUCCUUCAUGGAUCAGAGGAAAGAACAUGUCUAGCAAAUGGAAGUUGGACAGGAAAGCAACCAGAAUGCAAAGCUGUGCAGUGCGGUAACCCAGGAACAACUGCUAAUGGGAAGGUUUAUCGGAUAGAUGGCACAACAUUCACUAGUUCUGUAAUCUAUUCCUGCAUGGAAGGCUAUAUUCUGUCUGGACCUUCUGUAAGGCAGUGUACUGCCAAUGGAACAUGGUCUGGUUCCUUGCCCAAUUGUACAAUAAUCAGUUGUGGGGAUCCAGGUGUCCCAGCCAGUGGCCUAAGAUACGGUGAUGAUUUUGUUGUGGGACAAAAUGUUACAUAUAUGUGCCAGCCAGGGUACACAAUGGAAUCCAACAUCUCCAGAUUUCGGACUUGCACCACUAAUGGCACAUGGAGUGGAAUGCUUCCUAUGUGUAAAGCUGUUACCUGUCCAACUCCACCCCAAAUCUCUAAUGGAAGACAGGAAGGAACAAAUUUUGACUGGGGCUUUAGCAUUAGCUAUGUCUGCUCGCCUGGCUAUGAGCUAUCUUUUCCUGCUGUUUUGACUUGUGUUGGUAAUGGAACAUGGAGUGGCGAAGUACCUCAGUGUUUACCAAAGUUUUGUGGUGAUCCAGGAGUACCUGCACAAGGCAAAAGGGAAGGCAAGAGCUUCAUAUAUCAAUCAGAAGUCUCCUUUAGCUGUAAUCUUCCAUAUGUGUUGGUUGGGUCCAGUACUCGGAUAUGUCAAGCAGAUGGUACUUGGAGUGGGUCAUCUCCCCGUUGCAUAGAACCAAGUCGAACAGCUUGUGAAAACCCUGGAAUUCCCCAUCAUGGAUCACAAAACAAUACAUUUGGUUAUCAGGUUGGAAAUGUUGUGCAGUUUCAGUGUAAGAAAGGAUACCUCCUUCAGGGCUCCACAACUCGCACUUGCCUUCCUGAUCUUACGUGGAGUGGGAUUCAGCCAGAAUGCAUACCUCACAGCUGUAAACAGCCAGACUCUCCGGCUCAUGUGAACGUUGAAGGAAUGGAUCUUCCCUCUCUUGGGUAUACCCUGAUGUAUACCUGCCAACCAGGGUAUUUCCUAGCAGGAGGAUCCGAACAUAGAGUCUGCAGAUCUGAUGGCACCUGGACAGGGAAGGUCCCUGUUUGUGAAGCUGGUUCCAAAAUAUUGGUGAAAGACCCUAGACCAGCUUUGGGAACACCCAGUCCCAAAUUAAAUGUUCCUGAUGAUGUGUUUGCCCAGAAUUACAUAUGGAAAGGCUCCUACAAUUAUAAAGGCAGAAAACAACCCAUGACCUUGACAGUGACUAGUUUCAAUGCAACAUCAGGAAGAGUGAAUGCAACGCUUACCAACAGCAAUAUGGAGCUAUUACUUUCAGGGGUAUAUAAAAGCCAAGAAGCCCGUUUAAUGCUCCAUAUAUAUCUCAUUAAAGCACCAUCCCAUACUUCGCUGAACAAACUGAAGGAGGAAAAAUGGGCAAUGGACGGUUUUGUUUCAGCUGAACCUGAUGGUGCUACCUAUGUUUUUCAAGGAUUUAUCCAGGGUAAAGAUUAUGGGCAGUUUGGACUUCAAAGAUUAGGACUUAACAUGUCUGAAGGUUCAAAUUCUUCAAACCAACAACAUGGUACAAACAGCAGUUCUGUGGCCAUUGCUAUUCUCGUGCCUUUCUUUGCCCUUAUAUUAGCAGGAUUUGGGUUUUACCUUUAUAAACAAAGAACUGCCCCUAAAACGCAGUAUACAGGAUGUUCUGUACAUGAAAAUAACAAUGGGCAAGCUGCUUUUGAAAACCCCAUGUAUGACACCAAUGCAAAGUCAGUUGAAGGGAAGGCUGUACGGUUUGAUCCCAACUUGAACACGGUUUGCACAAUGGUAUAACAUGGCGACGGCUCGACUUCAGUGAUCUGAAAAUUGAAAUGACACAGUGCGCGCCUAAUUCACUGGUUUUAAAAAAAAAAAUUAUAUAUUAAAGCACACUUUUCAGGAUUUCCUGGGUCACCUUCUCCUGAGGAUGAGAGAGACAAGAGUGGAUUUCUUUUCUUUUCUUUUUUCUUUCCUUUUUUUUCAUAAACUGGAAAAAAAUGUACUUCAUUGCUACCGUGGAGUACUUUACAGAAGAAAUCUGCUGCACUCCAUGAGUGCUUACUCACAGUUUAUUUGCUUUUUUAAAAAAGGAGAUUAUUCUAAAAAAAGAAAAAUUAAAUAAAUAAAAAUAAAACAUAUUUGCAUAUAUUGGAGGAGCAUCCAUUAUCAGUACUUUUGUGCUUUAUAAACUGUGCUAGAGGGACUGGGUUUAAAAGAAGAAAACAAAAGAUAUAUGGUAGAAAUUAAGAGCUAUAUUUACAGGAGACAGCAAGUCACUGACUUCGCUUUUAACCAUCACACACUGCAUCGCUCCCUCAACAGUAAAAAAAAUUGAUCCUAUUCUCUCAAUUAUACCU
Molecule: messenger RNA, 11729 nt
Organism: Heteronotia binoei (common prickly gecko)
Lineage: Eukaryota; Metazoa; Chordata; Lepidosauria; Squamata; Gekkonidae
Gene: CSMD3
Product: CUB and Sushi multiple domains 3
Exons: 71
Coding region: 10-11166 (3718 amino acids)
Biological process (GO): regulation of dendrite development
Source: RefSeq, a predicted model, not a curated record